AUUAAUUGCGUGUUAUAUAUAUAGCAAUAGCGUUUCACUUAUUCUACACCAGUAGAUAGUUUUGUUAAAUGUUUGAGAGGAACAUUAUCUUUGUUUCUACUUAGCUUUUCUUAUGACAACAUCUACUGUCUACAAUUGCAUACAUCCAAUAAUAUUCUAAUAUUUCAAAAUGGAAAAUGUCAACUAUGAAAAAUCUAUUGCCACCAAAAGCUAUUUGAUUCCACGAGAUCCCGUAAAAAUUUUUUUGUCGUUAUUCAUAUUCUUCGUACUUUUGUUACCAAAUUAUAUAUGGGCUGGUAUUAAAUGUUUAAUGCAAACAAGAAAAGAUGUCCGUGGAAAAGUCAUUUUGAUAACUGGCUCUGCUAGAGGCCUUGGUCGUGAACUUUCUUUGGCUUUUCAUAGACUCGGUGCAUCGAUCGUAUGCGUUGACAUCGACGAAGAGGGUAACGAAAUGACAUCCGAAAUGAUCCGUGGAGAGGGUGGCACAGUCAGAGCUUUCACUUUGGAUAUUACCGAUCGAGAAAAAAUCAGAUCGAUGCACGAAGCUGUAAAAAAUGACUUAGGUCCAGUAGAUAUAUUGGUAAACAACGCAGCUGUAGUAAGGACAAAUAUUUACGUAAAUUCCAAAACAGAUGAACUAGUCCGAGAAAUAAUUGACGUCAACGUACUGGGACAGUUUUGGAUGAAUAAAGAGAUACUCCCAUCGAUGUUGAACAGAAAUAGUGGACACAUUGUAUCAAUUUCGUCAUUGAUAUCAAUGGUAGGAACUCAUUCGCUGUCCGCAUAUACUGCUUCGAAGUGGGGCGUUACAGGUAUGAUGGAAGCUUUAGACCAAGAACUAAAUAUGCUAAAUUCAAAGGUUGUCCUAACUACGGUGUGUCCAUACUUCAUGGAUUCAAAUGAAGAAAUUACGAAGAAUAUUAGUAUCAGCUUUCCAGUUAUUCCUCUUAAAGUAAUAUGUGAUAGCACGGUGGAUGGAAUAUUGAAAAACAAAAAAAUGUUUACAAUACCUGGAUAUUUGUUUCUGGCAAUUAUGUUUUACAAAAUUUUACCGAGCAAAUCCCAAUAUCAGAUGCAAAAACUAUUUGGAGCUUCUUAUAACUACUGUAAAAGUGACUACGAUACAUUGAAGAAAUAUCAGAGAGAAACUAAGUCUUUGUAAUUAUUGUAAUUUAUUAUAUUAUAACUGUAUUAUUCUAGUUAUAAUUGCUAUUACAAUUUACAGCACUGGUUAAGAGCAAACAUUUUUGUUUAUUUUUAUGAAACUAUAAGCAAAUAGGUACGUAAAAUGUGAAGUUACAAACUUUGGUUGUAGUAUCAUGCUUUUUUAAGAAUUUAAAAUGUAUAACAGUAAUAAUAUUAUUUACUACAUUAUGAUGGUAUUAUGUCAGAGAUAAUAUUUUAUGCAAUUGGUUUUGGAUAUAAUUGUAAAACAAUUAUCUUUAAAAUGUAGUAUUUACAAUUUUAAUAAACGUAGAUAAUUGGUGUUUUUCACUGGUAUUGGUGAAAUUGUUUUGCCGUUACUUAUUUAUACUUUUAUUGUUUAUAUUUAUUAUUAUUGCACAUUAAUUAUUAUGAUGGUGAUUAUGUAUAGACAUGUUUAUAACAGAACUUGAGAAAAAUAAGGACAAAUACAUUUUUUCUGACCAUGCA
Messenger RNA from Myzus persicae (green peach aphid), 1653 nucleotides. Its product is annotated as 17-beta-hydroxysteroid dehydrogenase 13-like. The transcript is spliced from 6 exons. The record is from RefSeq and is a predicted model, not a curated record. Gene Ontology annotation, molecular function: oxidoreductase activity, acting on the CH-OH group of donors, NAD or NADP as acceptor. Gene Ontology annotation, cellular component: lipid droplet. Lineage: Eukaryota; Metazoa; Arthropoda; Insecta; Hemiptera; Aphididae. The coding region runs from base 170 to 1162 and encodes 330 amino acids.